Messenger RNA from Chanos chanos (milkfish), 2664 nucleotides. It is a transcript of the gene cmtr2, whose product is annotated as cap methyltransferase 2. Bases 39 to 2270 code for a protein of 743 amino acids. The transcript has 2 exons. The record is from RefSeq and is a predicted model, not a curated record. Gene Ontology annotation, molecular function: methyltransferase cap1 activity. Lineage: Eukaryota; Metazoa; Chordata; Actinopteri; Gonorynchiformes; Chanidae. Gene Ontology annotation, biological process: methylation; 7-methylguanosine mRNA capping. Gene Ontology annotation, cellular component: cytoplasm; nucleus.
UGUGGGACCGUGAAGUUAGCGAAGCUAAGGAUUGGAGGAUGAGUAGGGGUCGCGAUGUAAGAAAGAGGAUGACACCUGAAAAAGCUGACACAUCCAGGUCCUUUGAUGAGCAGAUUCUGUCAGAGGUGCAGAAACUCUUCAACAAGGUGAAAAGCUACACUUCACCGUUUGGACGGGAAUGGUGCCUGCCAGAUGUCAGCACGGUGCUGCGUGAUCCUCCGACAAGUUACCCUCGCCUUCAAGCCCUGAAGCACUCCCUGAAUGAGGUGAAGAACCAGCUAAGCGAUAAAGACUUGAAGGUUUGGCACCAGCACACCUGCUCUACCAACCGAGCAGGAACAAUCACUGCUCACCUGCGCUCUCAUGUUAAUGCAGAGCUCUGCACUCAGGCCUGGGCUAAGUUCUAUGAGAUCUUGGGUUCUUUCCCACUCCUGCCAGAUGGGGCGCUGCAACGUGGUGAGUUGAACACUGUGCACCUCUGUGAGGCACCAGGGGCUUUCAUCUCAGCUAUGAACCAUUUUUUGAACACUAGCGGUCUCCACUGUGAUUGGAGCUGGGUGGCUAACACACUAAACCCAUACUAUGAGGGUAAUGGGCGCAGCUGCACGAUUGCAGACGACAGACUCAUAGCGCACACGCUACCAUGGUGGUUCUUUGGCUCUGAUAACACUGGUGACAUUAUGGUACAAAAGCACCUGCUGGAGUUUCAAGGAUUUGUUGGGAAUGCGCGCCAUGUGGACUUGAUCACUGCUGAUGGUAGUUUUGAUUGUCAGGGAGACCCAGGGGAACAGGAGAGCCUAGUGGCUCCCCUACAGUACUGUGAGACGGUAUGCGCUCUUCUGCUUCUUGGGCCUGGUGGCUCAUUUGUUCUGAAGAUGUUCACUUUAUUUGAGCAUUCAUCUGUGUGUCUCCUCUACCUUCUUGUCUGUUGUUUCCGCUGCGUCCACGUCUUCAAACCGGGAACAAGCAAAGCAGGAAAUUCAGAGGUAUAUGUGGUUUGUUUGGACUAUAAAGCCAAAGAUGCCGUGCGACCACUGCUCUCAAAACUUAUCCGCAGCUAUGGCCCAGACUUAUCCUCUAAGGCAGCGCUCUUCCCAAGCAGCUGUAUCCCAGACUCUUUCCUACAACAGCAUGAAGAGCUGUGUUCAUUUUUUCACACUCUUCAGGUUGAUACCAUCAAGGAGAACCUGCAGCUGUUUGCAAGCAUGACCGCUGAUCAGCGAAUGCAAUUAGAACGGCUCCGGGAAUGUGCAGCACAGUACUAUAUGGAGCGGUUCCUGUUGCAGCCGCUGUCCCGGAAAAGGUGGUUGUGCCGAGGAAGCAGUGUAGGUAUGGGAGUGGGAGGGAUUAAGCCAUUCCAGCGAAAGCAGUUGGGCUCCUUUAAUCAGCGGAAGGAGUUGCAAUGUCAGGGCUGGAGACAACGGGUUGUUCAUGGACCUUACAAGUUAUGGUUGGAGGAGCACAGCCAAGGCACAGAAGGGCACCAGUUUGUCCUCAGUGGCCCUUUAGAUGACUGUGAUCUGGAUGCCUGGUUCACCGUGGUGGGUGCCACUCUGAAAAAGGUACGUAGCUCCUCGUUUUGUGAACAGGAUUUAUUGGACCUCCUUAAUGAGGCUCUGGAAGAACAUGUGGCUGAUCAGCAAGUACAGGUAGUAGAUCGGGACCAUGGGGCUUCAGAAUGCAGCUCUUGCAUCAUGCAGGCACCCUCAGCUAUCUUAUCUGAGGUGUGCAGCUACUCCGACAUCACUUCCUGUGUCGUGCUGGGGAACCCUUUAUGGUGGAGUUUGCCACCGGAGGGAAGGUCACUACAGCUUGAGUUCUCAAUGGGGCUGUGUUGUCCAGAGGUGGGGUGGACCACACUGCAUGAUGGACAUGGGAGUUAUCAGCGUGACCUGCUUAACUGCGUGUUGUCCACCCUUCAGGGACUUCGGGAGGGUUCGGCUCUGGUGGUCCCAUUACAUUCUGCGCUGACCCGAGUCACUGCUGGCCUUGUUUUCAUUUUGCAUCUCUGCUUCCGUUCCAUCACGUUCCGCUGCCCGUCCAGUGGCCCCCCUGCUGCUUUGUUAUGCUUGGGAUUCUUGCGCUCUUCAGCUCUCCCUCACAUUUUCACCAUUCUCCAGGGGGUUCUUGAGGAAAUUAGCAGGAUCAAGCAGGGCAGGCAGCUCCUGCAGUUUAUUCCAAUGGACCAGCUGUUAAAGGGGGAACUUCCACAUUUCCUCUGCUGCCUCAAUACCACCAUUGCCCGACAACAGCUACAUUUACUCCUGUGAUAUCAUUGCUAGAGCUAGAUGCUUGAAGCUUUGUAACUGGACAGUUCUCAAUCCUAAAUGUGCCUCUAAUGUUUCAGAAUUAAUCUGUGGAAUCAAAGUCUCCUGUCAGGUCUCUGCAACUCCUCUGCUGCUACUACUGAAUAGGGUUUCUCUGGGAGGGAACUAUUCAGAUAUUAAUGUGCCUGAAUGAUUUUAAAGUCUAAAUAAAAAAAGUCUGUUGUGUUCCUUUCUUUUGAUGGCAUACAGAUUAAAUGUGUGUAUCUAUGUGUAUCUAUCGGUGUGGAUUUAUUUUGUACUAUAUUUAUGAGGUCUUGACUAGUGUUUAUUUCUUAUAUGCAAGAAAUUAAGUGGACUUGCUACAUAAUGUCUAUGUCUGUAAUUAAAUGUAUUUUCU